AUGACUAACGCUAUGAACGCCGAGACUAUGAUCGCUUCUUCUGCCCCCAUUCACGCCCCGGGGGCCUCCAAAACCAUGCCCGUUGACAUCCCCAAGAAGGGAGUCAUUUCCGUGGGCCCCAUUCUGACCCCCAAGAACUCCUCCAACAUGCCCAACUCCACAACUCCAAGACGAUGUACCUUUACCGACUUUGAUCGAAUUGUUGAGUGUCUGUCUCUGUGUUUCUCUGGAGACCCCGUCGACGCCUACUACACCCAAUGUGACGGCCAAACCGAGGAAGAGUCCCACAAACUCGAUAUCGAGAUUUUCUCUUACGCAACCUAUGUCUAUCUUCUCAAGGGUCGAAUCUACACCAUUGGCGACUUUGAAGGUAUUUCCUGUUGGUUGCCUCCCGGAGAAGAGGCUGACGAUUGGUGGACAGCCCUCCGGUCUGGAGGUUGGACCCUUCCUUACAAGUUUGGUAAGGAGGGCCGAAUCAGAUACUUCAAGGAGUACCUGCCCAAGAUUGACGAAGCCCGAGAACGUCACCUCAAGCCCGAAGACGCCUACAACGUGUGGUAUCUCGGCUAUCUCGGAACCCUGCCUUCAGCCCGAGGAAAGGGUUUGUCUCGAAAGCUCGUGGAGCACGUGACCAACAUUGCCGACAAGCAGGGACUCUACUGCUACCUGGAGUCGACCAAACUGACCAACCAAGUCAUUUAUGAGCGAUUUGGAUUCGAUCUGAGAGAAACCUUCUACCUGACUCGAGCAGAAACCCCUGUCCCAGUGCAGUUCAUGAUUCGUGCUCCUAAACCUAAUCCCGUCAAGAAUCGACGCUUACUGGAGGCCAUGAUGACUCCUCCUCACUCUCCUGAGCCCGAGUGCCAACUCAUGCUCAUGUGA
This is a messenger RNA of Yarrowia lipolytica CLIB122, 882 nucleotides long. RefSeq lists its product as uncharacterized. Lineage: Eukaryota; Fungi; Ascomycota; Dipodascomycetes; Dipodascales. The record is from RefSeq and is a predicted model, not a curated record. Gene Ontology annotation, molecular function: acyltransferase activity, transferring groups other than amino-acyl groups.